Messenger RNA from Lutzomyia longipalpis, 1432 nucleotides. RefSeq names its product proline-rich protein HaeIII subfamily 1. The coding region runs from base 254 to 1267 and encodes 337 amino acids. Gene Ontology annotation, cellular component: chitin-based extracellular matrix. The record is from RefSeq and is a predicted model, not a curated record. Lineage: Eukaryota; Metazoa; Arthropoda; Insecta; Diptera; Psychodidae. The transcript has 3 exons. Gene Ontology annotation, molecular function: structural constituent of chitin-based larval cuticle.
GUUGCACCGGUUUUGCAGAACAGUGAGUGCGAGACCAAAAGUGGGGGCCUCGUGGUAAAAGGCGCCAAAUGUCUCUACCACAUCACAUUACUGUGUAGCACUUCAAAUCGUUCAGGUGGUGCAGUUUCUAGCACUAUCUACUUUGCUAUAGUUUUUUUUUCACCUUUUUUUAAGAACUGUUUCUUUUGUUAACAUUUAAAGAAUAAGUGAGUGUCUAAGAAAAUUUUGAUUGUGUGUGUUUAACGAGUAUAUCAUGAAAUAUCUUUUCAUUUUGGUCGUCCUCGGGACUACCAGUGCGAUAGCAUGGGCAAGAGCUCAGUUCGAUGGUCCCGUUCCGCCGAGGAUCAAUGUACCCGGUGCCAUACCCUUACCAAUUUCACGACCCUCCCACACACCCUUCCGGAAUGAUCGGGUACUCGGCGGAGGAAACGGGGGCCCAGCUGUAAUUCGGGUACGUCGUCCUUUGGGACCACAGGGACGUCCCCUUGGCCCUGGACCCAUUCACACGACUCAACGUAGUCUCGAAGAUGCCAAACCCGUGACGGAGGAGCCUGAGGAUGAGCAACCCUUCAUCCCGCAUAUUAUUUCCACACCACCGCAGCCACAGCCACAGCAGCAUUUCUCAUUCUUCGAACCAAAUGGCAUUGCCGAUGAUAUUCCCCAGCUUGUAGCACGAUUCCAACCGCAGGAACGGCCAGCUCCUGUGCAACCACAGCGCUUCCUUCAGCCUGAACCCCCACGUCCACAGCCACCAAAACCCACCCCAGUACGCCCAAGGCCGGCAUUCAAGGAGGCACGACCUCAAUUUGACGAUGAGCCCCUUAUUAGGCGUAACCCCGAACCACGUCCCAGUCCGAGACCUCAUCAUCAGUCCCACGUUGACGAUGGUCACCGCGAAAGGAAGCCCGUAGCUCAAAUCCUCCGGAAGUACCGCGAGGAACAUGAGGAUGGCACGAUUACGUGGGGCUUUGAGAACGAUGAUGGAUCCUUCAAAGAAGAAACCAUUGGAAUCGAUUGCAUCACUCGUGGUCGAUAUGGAUACAUCGAUCCUGAUGGUGAGAAACGCGAAUACACCUAUGAGACAGGAAUCCAAUGUGAUCCCAACAAGAGGGAUGAAGAGAGUGAUGAGGAUGACCUAGGUGGGUAUGUGGACUACCAAGAGAACAAAGCCGUUCUACCGAGUGGCGUGAGAGUGGAUCUGGGACCCAAGAAUAAAUCAAAACGCCCCGGAAGUGGUGGAACACCAGCCAAUUUCUACAGAAACUGAGAGACUAUCCCGUGUCAGUCACACACACACAAUUUAGCUAUUAGGAAAAUCCUAUGAUUAAUUUAUUGUUUAAGUCGGAUGGUCACACAUGAAUCUGAAUUAUUGAGAGUUUACAUAAAAAAAUUAAUAAGGACGAGUGAAUAAAGAAAGAAAUCUGACUUGCAA